Molecule: messenger RNA, 501 nt
Organism: Cladophialophora bantiana CBS 173.52
Lineage: Eukaryota; Fungi; Ascomycota; Eurotiomycetes; Chaetothyriales; Herpotrichiellaceae
Exons: 2
Coding region: 1-501 (166 amino acids)
Source: RefSeq, a predicted model, not a curated record
AUGGCGGGUGGAGCGUCAAAGCAAGACGUUGGAGGCUCACAAGGAGCAACCCAUUUCAAAAUUGUCAAUAUUGACGACGAAGGUCGAGGCACAUCCACCCCAUCAGGACAACAUCGUGAUCACGUCAACACACAGAUGCAGCUGUUGGCUUUGAGGAAGACGGAACCUGCAACUGUGGUCAGCGCCGACCAUCUAAAGACGAGUGUUGCUUCCGCUGGUCCUGCAACGGGGCUAUCUUCUGCGGGAAAUGCUGGGACAUAUGUUCGCCACAGAGAGAGCGCCAAACGCUCUAUGGGUUUCCCCCAAGUUGGCCUGCCGCAUGAGAAGAGUGACCCACGUGUUGCCCGAAGGAUUCUCGAGACACUGCGGUCAGAGGGCAAUAAGGAGCAGCAAGUAUUGUUGGAAGACCAAGACGAGGAUUCUUCUCGUUUGGGACUGACAAAGAUUGUGACACUGGGGAAACUGUAUUCCGUGAUUUUGAGCGAUCCUCGCGGCUUCUAG